CCUAAAAUCUUUGAUCAAACAAGAUGAGGCUAAAGCAAUUACUUAAAACAGAUCCAUUAUGUAGAAGCAUAAUUGACUCGACUCCGGAUUGACUAAAAAGAAGACAUGGGUCACCGGGUCAACAGAAGUUUACACUGAUUUAUAUGGAGUCAGUGGAUUUUGACUCAAUGCUAAUGACCCUGUACAGUCAAGCAACCAAUUAAAGAGUUCCUUAAAAUUAUAAACAUCAAUUAAACUGUUGACUUUAGAUUACCACCUCUUCCCACUAGCAUUCACUUCACUAUCAAUUCUGCUUGUCAUUGUCAUGUAGAAAUAAUUAAAACCUACCACUAACAAAUGGAACUGUUUCGGGCAGACAAACUGUACUUGGUUUUAAAUUAAUAUGCUGUUUUUUGCAAGUAUUUUUUCACAUCCAAGCUUGAUGAUUUAAAAAAAGAAAAGAAAAGGAGUAGCAAUGAAAUACUUUCCCAUGCUUCUAUUCUGCUCCUCUUUGUUGUUAAUUAUAGUAAGUUCCACUGCAACUGAUACCAUAAAUACAACUCAGUUUGUUAGAGAAGGUGAUACCAUUGUUUCAGCUGGCGGAACCUAUGAAUUAGGAUUUUUCAGCCCAGGUAAAUCGAAAAACCGGUACUUGGGGAUAUGGUACAGCAAAAUAUCCGUGCAGACUGCAGUUUGGGUUGCCAACAGAGAAACUCCACUUAAUGACUCAUCAGGAGUAAUUUUAAGGCUUACCAACCAAGGAAUCCUUGUUCUUCUCAAUCGGAGUGGGAGCUUGAUAUGGUCUUCUAACAUAUCGACACCUGCGAGGAAUCCAGUUGCACAGCUUUUGGAUUCAGGAAAUCUUGUUGUGAAAGAGGAGGGUGAUGAUAACUUGGAAAAUUCCUUGUGGCAGAGUUUUGAACAUCCAGGUGAUACGUUCAUGCCAGACAUGAAGCAAGGACGGAAUAGAAUAACAGGCAUGGACUGGUACAUGACAUCAUGGAAGUCACCUGAUGAUCCUUCCAGAGGUAAUAUUACAUAUAUACUUGUUCCUUAUGGAUAUCCUGAGAUUCUUGUGAUGGAGGAUUCAAGGGUGAAGUAUCGAUCUGGUCCAUGGAAUGGUAUGCGGUUCAGCGGGACGCCUCAUUUAAGACCAAAUCCCGUGUACACAUUUGGAUUUGUUUUUAACGACAAGGAGAUAUUUUACAGAUAUCAUCUUCUUAAUCGCUCUAAACUUUGGAGGGUCGUGGCAAGUCAGAAUGGUGAUAUCACAAACUUUGUUUGGGUUGAUAAAACACAAAGUUGGUUGCUUUAUGGCACAGCAAAUACAGAUAAUUGUGAACGCUAUUCACUAUGCGGUGCGAAUGGCAUCUGUAGUAUAAGCAACUCUCCAGUGUGUGAUUGCUUGAAUGGAUUUGUUCCAAAAAUUCAAAAAGACUGGGAUGCAAUGGAUUGGUCAAGUGGCUGUGUUAGAAAGAUUCCUCUAAAUUGCUCUGGAGAUGAGUUUCGCAAGCUGUCUGGUGCCAAGUUGCCUGAGACAAAAACAUCAUGGUUCAACAAGAGUAUGAAUCUUGAGGAGUGCAAGAGCACAUGCUUGAAGAAUUGCAGUUGCACUGCAUAUUCAAAUUUGGACAUCAGGGAUGGAGGAAGUGGGUGCUUGCUCUGGUUUGGUGACCUGAUCGAUAGUAGAAUUUUCAUUGAAAAUGAGCAAGACAUUUAUAUACGGAUGGCUGCAUCAGAACUAGAUGCUGGUGAUGCUGCAAAGGAUAAUGCUAAAUCCAAUGUGAAGAGAAGGAUCAUGGUAAGCACUGCAUUGUCUACAGGAGUUCUGGUACUUAUCAUAGCGGUGGUCUUUUAUGUUUGGAAAAGGAAGCAGCAGAAAAACAGAAACAUAUCAGGUGGUUUGGGAAGAAGUUCAAAUUACAAGCACAAGAAAGAAGCUCUGGAAUUACCGUUGUUUGAUUUUGAUACCAUGGCUUUUGCAACCAGAAACUUUUCAGACGAAAAUAAACUGGGAGAAGGGGGCUUUGGACUUGUUUAUAAGGGGACUUUGAAAGAUGGACGAGAAAUGGCUGUGAAGAGGCUCUCUAAGAAUUCAAGACAAGGACUUGAUGAAUUCAAAAAUGAAGUCAAGAAUAUUGUGAAGCUUCAGCACCGGAAUCUUGUGAAGCUUCUAGGAUGUUGCAUUGAAGGAGAGGAAAAGAUGUUGAUCUACGAGUUUUUGCCUAACAAAAGCUUGGACUUCUUUAUUUUCGAUGAAGCAAAAAGUUUACUUCUAGAUUGGCCUCAGCGCUACCACAUUAUCAAUGGGAUUGCUUGUGGACUCCUUUACCUUCAUCAAGAUUCAAGAUUAAGAGUAAUUCAUAGAGAUUUGAAAGCCAGCAAUGUUUUAUUAGAUUACGAGAUGAAUCCAAAAAUUUCAGACUUUGGCCUGGCUAGAUGUUUUGGAGGAAAUGAAACUGAAGCCAACACAAACAAAGUGGCUGGUACAUAUGGCUAUAUAUCCCCAGAGUACGCAAAGUAUGGACUCUACUCGCUAAAAUCUGAUGUCUUCAGCUUUGGUGUAUUGAUGCUAGAGAUAGUAAGUGGGUACAGGAACAGAGGAUUCUGCCACCCAGACCACCAACUCAACCUUCUUGGGCAUGCUUGGAGACUGUUUAAAGAAGGCAGGCAUGUGGAGCUGGUUGGGGGAUUAAUAUUUGAAACUUGCAAGUUAUCUGAAGUUCUACGGUCGAUUCACAUAGGUCUAUUAUGCGUGCAAGAAAAUGCAAAAGAUAGGCCGAACAUGUCACAGGUGGUUUUGAUGCUGGGUAAUGAAGAUGAAUUGCCUCAGCCUAAACAUCCAGGUUUUUUUACUGAAAGGGAUCUUAUUGAAGCAAGCCAUUCAUUAAGUCAGAACAAACCAUGUUCUGCAAACGGAUGCUCGUUCUCCCUGUUAGAGGCACGGUAGAUUUGUAUUUGCCAUGUAUUUGUAGAAACUUUUAGUUGCUUCUAGCUUCUUCUUCUUUUUUUCAGCAAAAAAAUAAUGUAUUUUGUUCAAGCACAACUUUAUGCAUCAGCAAUGAAGCUCAAAAUUGUCGGAC
This is a messenger RNA of Populus euphratica (Euphrates poplar), 3062 nucleotides long. Its product is annotated as G-type lectin S-receptor-like serine/threonine-protein kinase At4g27290. The transcript has 7 exons. Lineage: Eukaryota; Viridiplantae; Streptophyta; Magnoliopsida; Malpighiales; Salicaceae. Bases 455 to 2929 code for a protein of 824 amino acids. The record is from RefSeq and is a predicted model, not a curated record. Gene Ontology annotation, biological process: protein phosphorylation; recognition of pollen. Gene Ontology annotation, molecular function: protein serine/threonine kinase activity; ATP binding.